Messenger RNA from Thalassophryne amazonica, 2872 nucleotides. RefSeq names its product VPS41 subunit of HOPS complex (gene vps41). Gene Ontology annotation, biological process: cellular response to starvation; vesicle-mediated transport; endosomal vesicle fusion. The record is from RefSeq and is a predicted model, not a curated record. Gene Ontology annotation, molecular function: protein binding. The transcript is spliced from 28 exons. Gene Ontology annotation, cellular component: late endosome; HOPS complex. Bases 162 to 2726 code for a protein of 854 amino acids. NCBI's taxonomy places the organism in Eukaryota, Metazoa, Chordata, Actinopteri, Batrachoidiformes, Batrachoididae.
GUCAUGUGAUUUAACUCGACGCAGAACGUCUGCAUAACAACAAUCGUGACUAUUUUAAUGUUUGUGAAGAGGAAUAAGGUUGUUUGUCACUUUUGAGAAGGGGUAACAUAUAUUUUCUAAAUUAAAGUGUCGUGUUUUUUUUAUUUUUCAGAGAAAUUGCAAUGGCAGAUACGGAAGAGCCGAACAGGAAGACGAGUGAGGAAUUCACAGAUGAGUCUGAGGAGGACGACAGCGAGGAGGAGCCAAAGCUGAAAUAUGAGCGACUCUCCAAUGGAGUGACAGAAAUUCUCCAGAACGACGCAGCCAGCUGCAUGACCGUCCACGACAAGUUUCUUGCUCUAGGUACCCAUUUUGGAAAGGUGUUUCUGCUGGACAUCCAAGGAAAUUUAACUCAAAAGUUCGAAAUUAGUUCAGUGAAGAUCAACCAGAUCAGUCUGGAUGAAAGUGGUGAGCACGUGGGCAUCUGCUCCGAGGACGGGAAGGUUCAAGUAUUUGGUCUCUAUACAAGAGAGGGCUUUCAUGACAACUUUGAUUGUCCCAUCAAAGUGGUUGCGUUACACCCUCAGUUCACCAGAUCUAACUACAAACAAUUUGUCACAGGAGGCAACAAGCUGCUUCUGUAUGAAAGAAACUGGCUGAACCGCUGGAAGACUUGUGUGCUCCAUGAGGGCGAGGGCACCAUCACUAACAUCCAGUGGAGAUCUAACCUCAUUGCCUGGGCCAACAAUGUGGGAGUGAAAAUCUAUGACAUCAGCACCAAACAGCGCAUUACAAAUGUGCUACGGGAUGAUGCUAGUCUGAGGCCCGACAUGUACCCCUGCAGCCUGUGUUGGAAGGAUAACACCACGCUCAUCGUUGGUUGGGGAACCUCCAUUAAGAUUUGUGUUGUGAAGGAGCGUAAUCCUACAGAAAUGAGAGAUCUUCCCAGUCGUUAUGUGGAAAUAGUGUCCGCGUUUGAGACGGAGUUCUAUAUCAGUGGUUUGGCACCGCUUGUGGACCAACUUGUCACCCUGUUUUUUGUGAAGGAAAACUCUGAUCAUAUGGAUGAGGAAUUUCUUGCACGACCUCGUCUUGACAUCAUCCAGCCGCUGCCUGAGAGAUGCGAAGAAAUAUCUUCUGAUGCGCUGACUGUGCGCAACUUUAAAGAAAAUGAAUGUCGAGACUACCGGCUUGAGCAUUCUGAGGGAGAGUCACUCUUCUACAUCAUCAGUCCCAAAGACAUUGUUGUGGCUAAAGAGCGAGAUCAAGAUGACCAUAUUGACUGGCUGCUGGAAAAGAAGAAAUAUGAGGAGGCAUUGAUGGCGGCAGAGAUAAGCUUCAAAAAUAUUAAGCGGCAUGACGUUCAGAAAAUUGGGAUGGCCUACAUUAACCACCUUGUAGAAAAGGGAGAUUAUGAUGGUGCAGCAAGGAAAUGCCAAAAGGUUCUUGGAAAAAACAUGGAACUGUGGGAGAAUGAAGUGUACAGGUUCAAGACCAUUGGGCAGUUGAAGGCCAUCAGUCAGUAUUUGCCCAGAGGCGAUCUGCGUCUCAGACCGGCCAUCUAUGAAAUGAUUCUGCAUGAAUUUCUUAAAACCGAUUAUGAGGGUUUUGCCACACUGAUUCGGGAAUGGCCAGGGGAGCUUUAUAAUAACAUGGCCAUUGUUCAGGCUGUCACUGACCACCUGAAGAAGGACCCCACAAACAGGAUAUUACUCACCACGUUGGCUGAAUUGUACACCUAUGAUCAGCGGUAUGACAGAGCCCUAGAAAUCUACCUGAGACUGAGGCAUAAAGAUGUUUACCAGCUGAUCCACAAACACAACCUUUUCUCAUCGAUAGAAGACAAGAUUGUCCUCCUCAUGGAGUUUGAUAAAGAGCAAGCAGUUGACAUGCUUCUUGACAACGAAGACAAGAUAUCGACAGACAAGGUGGUGGAAGAACUAACCAGCAGACCAGAGCUUCUGCACAUUUACCUCCACAAACUGUUCAAACGGGACCAUCACAAAGGCCGAAAGUACCACGAAAGACAGAUUGGCCUGUAUGCAGAAUAUGACCGACCAAAUCUCUUACCUUUUCUCAGGGAUAGCACACACUGCCCACUUGAAAAGGCUCUUGAGAUUUGUCAGCAGAGGAACUUCGUAGAGGAGACAGUCUUCUUGCUCAGCAGGAUGGGGAAUUGCAGGCGAGCUCUACAGAUGAUCAUGGAGGAGCUGGGGGAUGUGGACAAGGCCAUUGAGUUUGCCAAAGAGCAGGAUGACGUUGAGCUCUGGGAGAAUCUUAUCUCAUACUCUAUUGACAAACCACCAUUCAUAACUGGCCUGCUAAAUAAUAUUGGGACUCAUGUGGAUCCCAUCCUGCUCAUCCAUCGCAUUAAGGAGGGAAUGGAGAUCCCAAACCUCAGAGAUUCACUUGUGAAAAUCCUUCAUGACUACAACCUACAGAUUCUGCUGAGAGAAGGAUGCAAAAAGAUCCUGGUGGCAGACUCCCUCUCUUUGCUCCAAAAAAUGCACCGAACUCAAAUGAGGGGAGUCAGAGUAGACGAUGAGAACAUCUGUGAAUCAUGCCAUGCUGCAAUAUUACCAUCAGACAUGGCCAAACCCUUCAGCGUGGUUGUGUUUCACUGCAGACACAUGUUCCAUAAGGAGUGCGGACCAUCUCCAGAAACUAUUCCUGGGGCGCAGUUUUGUAACAUCUGCAGUGCAAAGAAACGACGCCCGGGGAGUGGAAUUCUUGAGAUGAAGAAGUAACCGAGAUUUACUUACUCACAAAUGUUAAGGGAUGCUUUUAUGGUUUCCCUACUGCCUGAUCAAAAAAUAUCCCUGCUGUCUGUCACUGAAAUGUCCACUUCUGUAUAUUGACAUCCACAUGUGUAACUGUACUUUGUGUAUUUAAU